GCAGUUAAGCACGAUGCCUCGUGGUAAGCGGCGACAUGAGACCGUCUGCAAGAAAAGAGAAUGGUCUCGAAAUCUGGAUGUUGUGGGACAAACUGUUAAAGCGAAUCCAGGUUUGCAUUUCUUUGAAGAAGGAGAAUCAGAAUUUAAACGCAAAGACUUUGUUGGUGCCAAACUAUAUUACAGCAUAGCUCUGAACGUGCUGGAAGAUAUCCUUACGUCGCCUCCUCAAUUGACAGUAAUAGCUUUACUUAGGAGAGCACAGUGUUUCCUUUAUCUGGGUCGUCUUGACCAAUCCGUGCGAGACUGUAAGAAAGCUUUGAACAUCAGUAAAGAGAUAGGCUUCCAAGAGGGAAUAUUUGAAGCGAUUAUGCACAGGACCGUUACCCUUGAAGUAACUGGUGAUAUUCAAGGUGCUUUACAACUGGCGGUAUUCCUUAGGAUAUUAGAUUUCAAGAAAGCAUUAUUACGUGUUAAGAGACUACGGGAGAACUUGGAAAUAAUUUUCAGAGAGGACUCAACACUUGCUUAUGAGCUUGGAGACAAUCUUAUGCGUACUGGAAUUGAAUUUUUUACAAACAACUGUUUUAAGGAAGCCGCUGAAUAUUUCACUGAAGUUAUUCGCCUUGUUUGUGAAUUCAACUUCAUCCGCGAAGCUUAUAUAUACCAAGCCAAAUGCCAUCUUAAGCUGGGUGAGUACGAAAACGCAAGGGACCUUUGUACGACAGUUUUAGAACGCUUCCCUGAAGAUGAAGAUGGCAAAAUUCUCCUCGAAAGCAUUAACACAUUGAUCUUGGAACGUAAGGAAGGCACGAAAAAGAAAAUUUCAAAAAAAGUUCUGACCAAGAAGCAAAGACAGCGUGAGGAAUAUCGGCGGAUGAAAGAGGCAGAGGAAAUCGGGAAGGAAAUCCGAGACAAAAUAGAUAAAGAUCGGGAAAAACAGGAAAAAAAGCGAGAAAAGGAAAAAACAGAACAGGAUGGAGCAAAAUCCCGUCCGAUGCCCUCGUUUGACGUGAGAGCAGCCUUCGAUGCGUCGAAUUCCAGAAGAGAGACUACGGAUAAACAAAUCAAAGUUCAAGCCGUAGCGGAACCUGGGGCAAGACCGAAGCAAAGAAAACCGAUCGAGAUAUCUGGGAAAACUCAGGACAGAGACAGCGGGAAAAUAACCGUAGCUGAACCUGGUGCAAGACCGAAACAGAGAAAGCCGAUCGAGAUAUCUGGGAAAACUCAGGACAGAGAAAGUGGAAAAAAAAAACACAAGGACGUGGGCUGCAAAAAGAACGACAAGGCUAGAGGCCCGAUAGAAUUAAAGCCUCAGUGCCGAGGACCGGCUAGUUUGAAUGUUUCACAUGCAAUGGAAGGCUGGCGGCCCCUUCCCGAUGAAUCAUCUGACUCCGAAUGGGGUGUAUCUAAUAUAAACCAAAUAGCACAUACAUCAACCAAAGCAGGACAUGGAUGGACUCCGGUAACUUCAAAGAAACAGAGACUAAAGUUAAUGGCCAAAAGUUCUUCUAGUUCCGACUGGCCAUCACUGCCAGGACCUUCCUUUGUAGAAGAUAACGGUAGUUUGCAAGGGUCUAACUCGACUGCAACAAAACGUUUUCCCGCUCACCCUGUCGAACUUCAGGAACCCAAAUCCGAGCAAAAAUCAAGAGAACAAUUAAGGGGAGGGUUUGCAGACAACACGGAUUACGUCCCUCAACAAUCGCUGAAUUCAUCACGUCACUUGGAAUCUGCAAGACUAAACUCUUUGCUCAGCCAUGCAGAUUCCCAGAGACAGAACUUAUUUUCGACAGAUCAAGAGUCCUUUUGCCGUCCAGAUGGUACACACACUGGACUCACAGAAGCAAAAAUGCCUGUCCGUUCCAGUUACCCAUCUUCGAAUUUAUCCCCUGAAACGAGGACAGUGGACUUUGGAAACACACCCAAAUCGCAAUGGGAGUGUCUUGAGCAGAUUUCUCCUCUCCAGAUUUACCACUCCUUGGAUUUAGCAAACAAAACAAACAAAGGCGUUUUGAAUACCAAAGCUGCGUCGGAACCACCUCUCGAUACAGAUGUUUCACCACAAACAGGAUUAAAUUUCAGUUGGGCUCCUCCACCAGGAGUUUCCACUCUUUGUGAGCAUUUCCUGCAGGAUAACAGAAAAGGACAACCUUUCCGAUAUCCAAAACCUUGUUCAAACUGCACAAAGCGUUCGAAGCUUGCGUACGGAAUUUGGAGAAGCAACACUAAAGAGUGGCAGGUGAUGAGACCCUACCCAAGAGACGUGAGCCCUCUUGUUCCUUUCCAGCUCUGCUGGCACUUCACUGAUGGCGUCAGAUGCCAAAAAAAUCCUUGUACAUUUGCCCAUGGCAUGGAGGAGUUAACGUUCUGGACUUCAGAAAGACAAUCAGGCCGUGCCCCGUUUGGACAGAUUGCUAGUCCUGAAGGUUCGCCUGAAGGGAAUGAUUUCCAGGACAUUCCUAAGCCCCAAGAACGCGUCCGAGAAUCGUUGAUCAUUCGUGGUAUAAGGUCAAAUAAGCCAAGGCCUCCUCCAACCGGGGUAUACAAUGGAAAUUUUCAAUUGUGUAAAUGGUGGAAGUCUGGUCGAGUGUGCAGGUACGGGACAUAUUGCACCUUUGCUCACGGCGAAAACGAACUGAAAUCAUGGAUGGGAUACAACAAGGAAAUUCAGGAAGCUAAAAGCGAAGAAGAAUUAUCCUUGCAAAAACCGGAAAGGAGUGCAGACAUUUCAAGAAGUGAGAUGGUUUACAGUCUCCCUGGUGUAGAGGUCUCAUGCAAUAAACCUACGAGCGUGAAGAUCCUCCUUGGCGGGGACGAGAGGCGCCGUAUCUUUCAUUGGGAAUUUACGGUCAAAUUCGAGAUAAGUGAAGUUGGCAAGCUAUGUGAAAUUGCUCUCCUUCAUCGCUAUCACGACUGCUAUCGAUUGACAAAGAUUAUUGGCUUUCUUAACAACGUCGAGAUAUUUUCAGAAGUUCCUAGAGAGCUAUGGUCCUACAAUCUUCCUAGUGGCAGUUGGAAUGACACAAAACAGGGCCAAAUGAAAGUUGUCGUAUCUGUCUCCUUUGAAACCACAGCGAGUAACCGGACCUUUACGCAGUGCCUAAGAUUUGACUUUGGCAAAAAGCCCUUUUUAUUGCAAGGAUUAAAUGNUAUCUGUCUCCUUUGA
Molecule: messenger RNA, 3166 nt
Organism: Orbicella faveolata
Lineage: Eukaryota; Metazoa; Cnidaria; Anthozoa; Scleractinia; Merulinidae
Product: 3'-5' exoribonuclease HELZ2-like
Molecular function (GO): 5'-3' DNA helicase activity; RNA binding; metal ion binding
Source: RefSeq, a predicted model, not a curated record